Molecule: messenger RNA, 795 nt
Organism: Thlaspi arvense
Lineage: Eukaryota; Viridiplantae; Streptophyta; Magnoliopsida; Brassicales; Brassicaceae
Source: the annotation of a GenBank genome assembly
UCUCACUCGCUUACUUUUACACACUCCACUUUCCAAAACAACAAAAAAAAAACAGCGUCGUUUGAAGGAUGAGUAAAGCAGGCAGGUCCGCCGUGAACGACCGUGACAGGCCGAAGCAUUUUCCGCCUAUCCCGAGGAACCGAUUCCAGAAAACUGGGAACCCGGCAGCUUACGAAUGGAAGGAGACGAAGAACGCGUUCGUGAUGAGGGUGGACAUGCCUGGGUCCUCAGAUUCAGACCUCGUCUACGGGGUCGAAGGCAGCAACGUCUACUUCUUCGCCAACGAUCCCGCCUUGCCCGGAUACAAGCACGACGGACGCAAAUUCGGUGGCGCCGUGGCCAUCAACCGUGAGUUAUACGAUGUGAACCAAGCCAAGGCCAAGCUUCUCAACGGUGUGCUCUGGAUCAGCGUUCCGAAGAUCCCAGCAGGCAAAAAGGCCGAGCUUCAUGUCGUUGAGAAGAUGGUCGAUUUGAAGAUAACAAGAGCGGACGCGGUCUGAGCCAGCCGUACCGUACGUCGUCUUGUCUUUAUCCGUCCAGUCUCGUUCUAUCAGCUUGCCUCGAAACGGUGUCUAGGGUUUUAUGGUCUUCUCUUCUCUUAUGACUUUUUUCUUUUUCUUUUUCUGUUUUUGAAUAAAAGUGUCGACUUUGUUUUUCAUGUUUUAUGGUUAAGGUCUGAUGUUAGUUUCUUCUAUAUCACCUAAUCAAUGUCAUCAGAAACCGUAUGUUCAUGUUUAAUGGUGAAGUACUGCUUUUAAUUUCUUCUAUAAUUAUUAAUGUCAUUAAAAACCGUUU